Eruca vesicaria subsp. sativa (arugula) is the source of this 966-nucleotide messenger RNA. The record is from the annotation of a GenBank genome assembly. Lineage: Eukaryota; Viridiplantae; Streptophyta; Magnoliopsida; Brassicales; Brassicaceae.
AUGCCAGAGGUUGAGUUCGCAAAAGCCUUCGAGUAUGCUGGGGAUGCCGUUGUCUUUAGGGUUAUGAUGCCAAGAUUCUUGUGGAAGUUGCAAAACCGGUUGGGCCUGGGAAAGGAGAAGAAGCUGAUAGAAGCGGGUAAAACAUUUGAUAGAGUAUGCGAAAAAUACAUAGCUGCAAAGAGAGAAGAGAUCAUAAGAUCACAAAAAGGGAUUGAUGAUCAUGUUCAUGUGAAUUCAGAUGGAGAAAGUGAAGAUCUUUUAACGUAUCACAUAAAGCUAGAUACAAGCAAGUACGAGCUCUUGGAUCCAAGCGAUGACAAGUUUCUUAGAGACACCAUUGUAGCUAUAGUUGUCGCAAUAAGGGAUACCACUUCCAGUGCUCUCACUUGUUUUUUUUGGCUCCUCUCAAAAAACCCUAACGUGGAAGCCAAGAUUCGCCACGAGAUCAACACAAAUCUACCGAGUCUAGAGAGCCCAAUAUGGUCGGCUACCGAUCGCAGAGAGUAUCUGAACAAGUUGGUCUAUCUACAUGCGGCACUAUAUGAAACGAUGAGGCUCUAUCCACCAAUUCCGUUCGAGCGCAAGACUUCUAUAAAAUCAGAUGUACUUCCAAGUGGGCACAAAAUCAGUGCAAACACUAACAUUAUUUUCGUUAUCUAUGCGUUAGGGAGGAUGAGAUCCAUAUGGGGGGAAGACGCGUUGGAAUUCAAGCCAGAGAGAUGGAUUUCAGAGACUGGUGGGUUGAGACAUGAGCCAUCAUCCAAGUUCUUUGUGUUUAACUCCGGUCCAAGAGCUUGUGCCGGUAAGCAUUUAGCUAUGACUUCAAUGAAGACCAUAAUCGUGGAGAUUUUACAACACUAUGACAUUAACCUCGUCAAAGGACAUAAGGUUGAGCCAAAUCCUCGUCUUAAUCUGUUCAUGAAACAUGGGCUUAGAGUCACGCUUACUAAGAGAUGUUCAGCUUGA